GGGGUUCAGAGCUCCAGGUACAGUUCGGUCACUGGCCAAGUGUGGCGAGCGCUGGGCGUCAGGGUCAGUAUCGGUAUCAGGAAUUGCUGAUCGCCGCUGGAGGGUUUACCAUCGUCCCCUGAUUUCUACACCGAAGGAUGUUGCAGACUCUGAGUGACUGGUUUUGGUGGGAUGACCUGUGGCUUCCCCGAAAUCUGACCUGGGAUGAUCUCCAGGAUAGAGAUGGCUUUGUUUAUGCAAAGGUCUCUCAUUUGUACGUCACCAUCCUCUAUGCUGUACUACUUAUGAUGGUUCGGCACUUCUUUGAAAGGCUCAUAGCCACGCCACUUGGAAAAUUUAUGGGGAUUAAAGACCACGUCCGGUUAAAGGCCACCUAUAAUCCUGUUUUAGAACACUUUUUUGUCUCGAUUUCAAAGCAUCCAAAUAAGUCACAGUUGGAAGGCUUGUCAAAGAAAAGCAGCUACUCUAUACGGAUGGUAGAGAGAUGGUUUCGAAGAAGACGAAAUCAAGACAGACCAAGCUUGAUGAAGAAAUUUCGAGAAGCUUGCUGGCGUUGUACAUUUUAUCUCCUAGCAUUUAUCGGAGGGAUUGCUGUCCUCAUUGAUAAACCAUGGUUUUAUGACACAUGGGAAGUCUGGGUGGGAUAUCCUAAACAGACAUUGUUACCAUCCCAAUAUUGGUACUAUAUCAUUGAACUGAGUUUCUAUUGGUCACUCUUGUUUAGUAUCGCAUCAGAUGUAAAAAGAAAGGAUUUUAAAGAACAAAUAAUUCAUCACUUAGCGACUAUCAUCCUGCUGAGUUUCUCCUGGUGUGCGAACUACAUCCGUGUGGGAACCCUCGUCAUGGCAGUGCACGACUCGUCUGACAUCCUGUUGGAGUUGGCCAAGAUGCUCCAUUAUGCUGGGUGGAAAUCCGUCUGUAACUCCCUCUUCGUGGUGUUUGCUGCCAUUUUUAUAAUUACUAGGCUUAUCAUCUUCCCUUUCUGGAUCAUCCACUGUACCUGGGUCUAUCCAAUUUACCACUACCCUGCAUUCUUUGGAUAUUAUUUCUUCAAUGUCAUGCUGGUUGUCCUUCAGUUGCUUCACAUUUUCUGGGCUUACCUCAUUCUACGGAUGCUGGCAAAGUUUCUCUACAGCAAGCUGGAUGGGGAUGAUCGCAGUGAUAAGGAGGAGUGUGAAGACAGCGAUGAAGACGAGGGCAUGAAGAAUGGUACCGGUGUCAGAGGCAGUCUGUCAGUUAACAGCCACCAUGCUCACUGAGGCCGGGAAGGCUCUGCUCUGGCCCAAUGGUGUGGACAUGUUCAGUGCUGGGAGUGGUACCUCUGGAGCAGACUAUAGCGAUGAGUCUCACACUGUCAAUGGACCUGAGGAAAAUCCAGUGUUACCGCCUGUCAAUUUUUUGAGGACCACCAGCCUCAGAGCUGCAUGAGGAGAUGCUCUGUAAGGAAGAUCUACAAGUAUUGAUUUUUAAUACUAUUGUCAAGAGGCAAUGUCGGUAGGCAGAAUCCACUAGUACCUACCUGUUACCAAUUGAUAAAGAGCCUGGCUCACGGAAGAGUUGAAUCCAUUCAUAAAAUUGGCCCUCCUAUCAAAUUUCUUUCUGAAAUAGUCAUAAGGCGUAGAAACAGGACCUUCAGCUGGCUGAAUCUAUACAGAUCAUCAAUCACCCGAUUACACUAAACCUAGCCAAAUUCCAUUUAAUAUUGCCUACAUUCCCAUCGACUUCCACCCCUGGAUUCACUAAUAUUGUGCUCAUUAGAUGCUCGGGACAAUAUUCCGGAGUAAUCGAUUUCAUCUUCUUUCGCUCAGAGAUCAGUGAGUCCUUUCGAGACCACAGCCUCAAGCUUCUAACCUACCAAUGUGGGGUAAUGCAUUUACCAGCCUUUCAAAGUGUUUAGUCCUUUUGUAUUCCAAAUCGUUACUUGCACCACUUUUGUUCUCCCAAUAACCAGUCUCAGCUUCUCGUCAUGACCGAAAGCCCAUGCAUUUCCAUCCACUCAUUAUAGUGUAAAUGGUCUUGUGCAAUAUUUAUGCUAACAUUUCAAAUAGGAGCCAGAUUCUGAGACAAUUGACCAUUCCAAGUGCAAAAAUAUUAAAGGCUUCUCACCUUGUUAGGUAGCAUUUCUGAUUUAACUCUUGCAUUUAUGUAGCCCCUUUUACAACUCAGGGCAUCCCAAAGAGUAUUACAGUCAAUGACAUACUUUUAAAAUGUACUUGCUAUUGUAAUCUGGGGAAGAAUGCACAGCAAUCUGAGUUUGGCAAAAUCCCAUAAAACUGUAAUUUAGUAAUGGUGAGCCUUUCUGUACUUGUUGAUUGAAUUGAAAAGGGGUUCAUAAUUAGAUAGUAUAAUUAUUCUAUUAAACUUAAACAAUUCCUUAGGGAAUUAGAAUUUUCUUCAUUAAGCCAAUGAACACGUAAUUUUAGACCUCUUAAGGGAGAUUUUAAUUUGUGAUUUAAAGCUUAUUUAGAUACAUUUGACUGUUAUAGCAUUUACUAUCUUUCUAAAUUAUUUCUCCAACUAUAGAUAGUCUUAAUAAGAAGUGUGGGAGGAGGAAAACAUUCAGCUCUUUAUCCCUGUGCUACCAUUCAAUUCGAUCACGGCUAAUCUUUUACCUCAGUGUCACCUUUUUCUACUAAGUCCAGGUCCUUUGAUUUCCUAAUAUAAAUCUACUGAGCUUUUUGUUUUCUUGAAUAUACUCUGCAACUGAGCCUCCACAGCUGUCCAAGAAGAUUUCCAAAUGUUUAAGUGAAGAUAUUUCUCUCACCUCCGUCCUGAAUGUUUGAACUCUUAUUUUAGGGCUGUAACCCGUGCUUCAACAUUCCCUGGUCCAUUGAAACAUUGUCACUACUUCUACCAAGUAAAACUCUGUAGGAGUUACAUAUGUUUUAAUGAGAUCACCUCUCAUUCUUCUAAACUCGAGAUUAGGGACUUAUUCUAGUUAAUUCUUUCCUCACAAUUCUAAGGAGUUUAUCAGAUUGGCCUUUGUUUCACUUCUUUUAUUACCUUGAAUAGAAAGGUCAAAAGUUCACACAUGGUAUCACCAUGAACCAAUAUGAUUGCGUCAAAAUGUGUUUUUUCUUGUUCCCAAAUUCUCUUGCAACGAAGGCCACAGGCUGUUUGUGUCGAUACUUGCUGUAUCUGCAUGAUAGUUUUCAACAAUUCAUGUUCCAGGACACCCAGGUCCUUCUGAGCACUAGCACCGUGUAAACACUCACUGCAGAAAGAAUAGCCUGCCUUUCUAUUUUGUCAAGUGGAUGACCUCAUUUUUUCCCCACAUAUUCCAUCUGUUAUGUCUUCAUCGUUUCACUUAACCGAUCUAUAUUCUCUGAAGUUCUUCUGCCAAUCCACACUGCCACAAAGCCUUAAUAUCAUGGCAACCUUGGAUAUGUUACACUUGAUCCUUUUGAGUUGAUUAUUGCUGAAGAACAGACACCCAGCUCCGAUCCCUGUGGGACGACUCUAAGCACAGCCUCCCGAUUCAAAAAUGGCACAUUUCUUCCUAUUCUCUCUGCAUUAGCCAAUCCUCAACCCAAGUCAGUUUCUUCCCAUCAUCCCAUAUGCCUCAAUUUUGUUUAGUAAUCUUUUGUUGGGUGCAGUAUUGAUAUUCUGAAAAUCCAGUAAACCAUGUGCAUUAAUUUCCCUUUUCUAUUCUGCUAGCCACUGCUUCAUAUAACUGCCCCCAUCCAAGCUGCAUAUCUUUUCCCUCCCCUAUAAUGAAAAGCCCUCAGUUAUGCUGAAACCCACAGUGCUCUGGUCAGCCUGCUUGUCUUCCCCGCAUUCUCUAGUUUCUGUCCACACAGAUCGCAUAAAUGUCAUAUCUGUCAGAGUUGAGCAAGCUCCUCCAACAUUACUGUUCUGAAUCAUCAUGUCUGCCUUACUGUGUCUUGACUAAUUAUGUAAACCCAUCUAAGGAGUGUGACUGCCUCCUGGGACUAAAGUGCCCACUCUGAUGUAGUGUAGUUCCCAAAUCUCAGACUCUAGCAUGUUAACUCUGAGCCAAAAUUUAUCAAGAUAUAGAACAGGUUGGCAUCACGUUCCUUUCCAUCAGCUCCCAACAGCAGUCUCAAUGUAUCACCGACUGUGCCGUACUGUAAAGAUUUAAUUAUAUAAUACAAGUUAUGCCAUUGCCUUUAGCUUGUUGAACUCCCUCUUUCAUCAGAAUCAGUUGUGGACUCUACUAAACCAGUGACUUAAAAAAAACAUAGGAAAUCCCAAAAAAAGUAGAUUCUUGUGUAUAAUUAGAAAUGUGAACCCUGCAUUCCCAUUGUUCUUCCAACACAUCCAUUAAAGAUGUUGACUCCCACUCCUAGCACAGCUUAGGAUAUAAAGUGCUAGGCUUGAGGUGAAGCUCAGAAUAAGCCCCCAGAGGGAAUAGGAAAGAAAGUAUGAUAAUUCACAGAGAGACGCAUUAUAUGGAAGUAGACUGUUCUCUCAACCAGCUGACUGAUUCCCAGUAGUUAAGCUGCUCAGUGUAACCUGUUGAUUAUCAGACAUUUUUCUGAAAUACUUUUGGUAUCUGGUUCUCUGUGCAAAGUGAAAUUCUGUCACAUUUUAUUGCUUUGAGCAAUCCCAUCGUAUUUAUGCUUGUAUUUUGGCUGUCUUCACAUCUGCUCCCUGUUUUGUCCUGCAUCAGCCAAUAGUAACGACACCUGCAGCUGGAGCUGGAAGACCCUGUAUCUCCACGUCCUGAUCUGGAAUCUUGGCAGAGCCCGGUCUCCCAAAACCCAGAGCAACUAGUUCUGUAUUUUUAUUGUUUUUCAAACUUGAAACAGUUGGCUACAAUGAAACUCUGAGCAGGUUUCAAUCAGAAUAAUCUGGACAGACAAUAACUAUAAUAUAAAUUCUCACCGGAAUGGACAUUGAUCUGAAAUGCUGACUGUGGUUUUCAGUUCAUUGAUGCUUUCUGAUCUGCCACACAAUUCCAGCAUUUUCUGUUUUGAUGACUCAUGCAUUGCUUUUUUAUUUCUUGAGGGUCAUUAAGUGUUGUAAUAGGGUACAUCCUGCAUACAGAUGUUGGGUCUGCACUGCUGAGUGCUAAGGCACAUCUGGCUAACACUAACAUCAGAGACAUUACUGCUCCAGUUGGUUAAUUACCAUUACUUGAAAUUAUGUUCUGGCUUCUGACUCAGAUUGAUACACUCAUGAUUGAAUAGGACAUCAAAUAUUAAUUUAAAAGGAAACCAUAAUGAAGUGGAAAUUAAGAGCUAUCAAGUUGCGACUGAGAAACCAUGAUCUGACAGGAAGAGAUGCUUCGAACGACUGCCUCUCACUCUAUUGCCACUCGGUUUCGAUCCACAGCACUGCUAUGCAACACAUGCAUCUCAUCUCACAAUCUGUUCCCGGUAUCAACAGUAUGUACACUUUGAGUUGUCAGAUACGGUGAGCCAGUGAGUUCAACAGAUGAAUGAUGGCCACCUUCGCUGGACUGAUCCGAUCCUUGUCCAUUGUAUACAGCUAAAGGAUGGCCAAGCUGUAGCUGGAUAAGGAAUGAGGUUCUGACCAUUGGCUUUUUCACCAGCCAUUGCCCCUGCACUUAGCACACAAAACUGUGAGGGAAUUUAAAUUGUUUAAGUUUUGGAGGAGAUGUAAGUGUUAUACAGUGACAGCUUCUAUAUUUCAUUCUUUGUUACAUGACUACCUGGGGGGGGGGGGUGUGAACUACUUGGCUCCACCUCCUCUUGUACAUGGCCCUUUGCUGGUAUGUACUGUGGGUGAGUGAAGCCCUUCUGCUGCAUAUGUGAAAUGUCUGUGUAUCACCCAUUGGGUUAACCUAUUAAACAGUAAAACACCACUAAUAGCUUCAUAUUUUACUGCCUGUGCACUUUUUUUGCAUUACCAGUAAUGACAAGGUAAUGCUCAGUUGAAUAUAUGCUAAGGUCAAUCAAUUCUGCAUUCAGGAAUGUGAAACUAAAAUGACUUGUGAAUCAUGUUUACAAUAAAAAUAUUUGAUUGUUGAAAAACUUAAAAAAAAAACUGGAAAUCUGAAAUAAAAAUGGAAUAGGCUGGAAACACUCAGCA
Molecule: messenger RNA, 6018 nt
Organism: Mobula hypostoma (lesser devil ray)
Lineage: Eukaryota; Metazoa; Chordata; Chondrichthyes; Myliobatiformes; Myliobatidae
Product: ceramide synthase 2-like
Exons: 11
Coding region: 138-1259 (373 amino acids)
Biological process (GO): ceramide biosynthetic process
Cellular component (GO): membrane
Molecular function (GO): DNA binding; sphingosine N-acyltransferase activity
Source: RefSeq, a predicted model, not a curated record